Messenger RNA from Doryrhamphus excisus (bluestripe pipefish), 11420 nucleotides. RefSeq names its product transmembrane protein 60-like. The record is from RefSeq and is a predicted model, not a curated record. Lineage: Eukaryota; Metazoa; Chordata; Actinopteri; Syngnathiformes; Syngnathidae.
CCUACUCCGUUAGCGGAAGUCUCAACAGAAGUGGUAUUAAGCUAACCACCUUUCGCUGCGUGACACAACUUUCCGCUUAUAUAUUUUUUUAUUUGUGUCGGACAAACUAUUCGUCAAAGGUCGACGCUGAGGUAAAAGUGGCUGUGAAUCUCCUGGUGUGCUCGUGGUCGGUCCAUCCAUGAAGAUGUCAUUGGUUCAACGCGUGUUCCUCUCAUGGAUCUUCAGCCUCAUCUUCCUCAUCAUGCUGGUCCUCAAACUGGACUCCAAGAUCCACUGGAACUGGUUCCUCAUAUUUCUCCCCGUCUGGACCUUCGACACCAUCCUCAUCCUCAUGCUGCUGGUGAAGCUGGCCGGCCGCUGUAAACCAGACUUCGAGCCGAGGGAGGGCGAGCAGAGCCUUGCCAGGAAGCUGUGGUACAUGGCGGCCUUGCUGCUCAAGUUGGCCUUUUGUGUCAGCCUCUGCUCCCGCCUGGAGAGGCUCACUGACGUGUGGAUAAGUGUGGUGUGUGUUCCCCUUUGGGUGCUGCUGGGUGGGGCGCUGGUUGAGCUGGGACACAGCAUCUUCCAUCACAGGAGGGACUGAACCUUUUGGAUGCUGCCGGUGGAGAUUUUUAACUAUAUAUUUUUGGAAGAUGCCAUUGUGGAGCUCAUCUGUGGACCUUCGUCUGAACUGAUAAACAGGAGGACCCAUUCACUCGUGGUCGUUAUGGUUAUUUGAUUCACCUUUCUAUUGUGUAUAUACUGUAUCACUAUCACAGUGGGUGUGGGGAAACACUGAGCACUUUGUAUUGGACUGACCAUUGAUGUCCCCCCCUCACAAAAUACACACUUUCUUUGGUAUUAGAAUAGUAUUAAAGCCACACUGAAAACAAAAAACUACAAGUCUAAAGUCUAGGAGUCAGAAGAAUGAAAUAGUACUUACCCAAAUAAUCAACAUAUUACACAAAUGUAGUUUACGCUACAAUUGCCACAAUGUUAGCUGACUAACGUUCUAUCACAAUGACAGAUUUGUCAUUUUACAAAAGUCGUAAUGCUAAAAAUCUCAAUUUAAUUCUACUAUUCUACAACAUCGGUUCUUUUAUCCACAAAAAGUAAUCCACUACUAAUAUAUAAUAUUAUGAUUUUUUAAUACUGUAUAUCAAAGAAUAUUGUGAGAAUAAAGAUAAUAUAAUUGAUUUUUAAAAGAAAAUAUAUAAAUUAAUAUUUAAUGUGUAUUCCUUGUUCUUGUAUUAUGACUUUAUUGUCCUAACAUUAUAAAUGUAAUCUCAUUUUUUUGAUGAUUUUUAAACUAUUUUAUAGACUUUAUUUUCAUAAUAUUCACACUUUAGUUUCCCUGGCAUUAAAACUUCAAAUAUAUCAUUAUGAGAAUGUGGUGUUAAUGUUUUAAACAUAUUAGUAUAUGUAUUCAGUUAUUCUUGGUUAUUCUCAUGAAUUCUUACUUUCAAUAAUGAAUUAUGAGAAUGACUCUGUGAGGAUUAAGUGACAUAGAAAAUUAAUCCCAUACUAUUUAUUCUUAUAACAUUACAGUAUUUUUUGUAACGUUACACAUUUUCUCUAAAAUUGACUUUCUAAUUUUGUUACUUUUACAACUGUCAUUGAGAUUUUUUUUUUUUGCAAUGCUUCAACUUUAUUCUCAUAACGUUACGUUUUCUUUUGACAUUUCAACUUUUACUUGAAUUUUUUCAUACUUGCCUUUUCUUGACAUUAAAGUGUGUCCUAUGUCAAAGUGGUGGAAAGACACAGGUGGUUGCUGGACCUCAUGUAGCUUGUUCACUUUAAUCACGACACUUGAAUGCAACACACCACUUGUCAACACGUUGGUUGUGCCCUACGGAGGAUCUAAAUAAGAAUUUAUUUAUUUUUACAUUAAAGUCUGCUUACACAGUUGUUUUGUCUGCACGGUGAGCAUGUCAACUUAUUUCAGCGUAGCAACCAUUCAUUUAUCAAAAUAAUCAACUGUUUUGGUAAUAGUUUUUUUUGCUAAAUAUCCUCUUAUGUGAAUAUUUUUUAAUUUCCUUAGUCAUCCAUGAUAGCAGACCAAUCUUUGUGUUCACCAAAACAAGAUAUUUACACAUAUCAGCUUCGACUUUGGUAAACGGUGAUGGGCAUUUUUGCCUCUUCUGACGUGUUGCUGACCCAACCACUAACUGUAGGUGUUUGCUACAUAUUAAUCUGUGUCCCAUUAACUGAAACAUAUUUCAGAUUAAUCGCCUAAAAAAAAUGAUCACGAUUGUAAUGUGUAAAUUAGUUUUGCCAAAGUUUUGACAACCAUUUACAUUUUUGAUCAACAUUAACAAAAUAUUCAAGCGUCAAUCUUGUUUGCACUUUUUUGCUCUGUCAGUUAAAAUCUAUUUCUGAAUAGACUCAUUUAAAAACAUUUGAACAUGUUCUUGUUCCACUUGUGGGCAUUUAGUAUGUUGUUGCUGUAUAAUCCAAUGCAAUAAUACUGCAUCAUACCAAUCUUCUCAGUUUUAGUUAGCUGUAUAAGUAGGCAAAAUAUUAGGAUCAGAUUUUAGUAUGAUGCAGAGCAGUUGUACAUGACAGUAAAUUACAAUAAGAUAGUAUUAAGGAUAAAUUAAAUAUUGACAGCCAAAAAAAACAUACAUUUUUGAACCAUUUAUUGAGGUUCCGAUCAAGAGUAUAAAUCACACUACCAAGUCUUAGCUUAGGAAAUAAAAUGUAUUUACAACAAAAUGUAUCCACAUAUGUCGUCAGCCUCAAAUAAAAACAAGACAGUAAAUGAUAUAAAUAAGUUCUAUGGAAAAUAAAACUUGUCUUACAAAAAAAUAUAUGCAAUUUCUGUAUACAUUUCCUCACAUUGGUGCUAAUAACAUCUCUUUAUGCUGUACAGUUUUGGUACAUACAGUAUCAUUUACAGCUUUGUCUGAAAACAAUGUGUUUUUGGAGUGUUUGCAACAUCAAAAAUGAUUUUAGUAGAAGAAUGGUGAUGUGUUGUAUUGUGUACAAGGAAGAAGUGUGUGUGUUUCCAGAGUGGCUCGUACCGUCAGUAGGCGCUUUCGGAGUGAAGCUAAGUAGUGCCCAGGCACUGACACGCGGGUCACAUGACAUCUUGAUAUGGCGCCUGCGUACAUUCGCUAAACAAACGUGAGAUGGAGCUACUUAGCCUACAUUCUCGGCCUACGUUGGAAUACUCGGGAGAGUUUUCCUGUUUGGAAAAAAGAAAAAAAGGAAUGCUCGUCGUUAGCAUAGCAAAGCUUGGGCAAAAAAAAAAAGACGACAUUCAUAUUAGGAAGUCUUUGUGUGUCUUUAAGGAUGUCUUGAGUGAGUGCUGUUGUGUUUGGGGAUCUUGAAGGGGCGGGGCAGCCUUUACUUUGGCUCCUUUAAAGGGAAUCAGUGUCCGGCUGUCGGCGGCCUUCACCGAGGCCGCACCCCCGUGGUGGUGGUGAUGAUGGUGAUGGUGGUGGUGAUGCGUCUUGAAGGAGAGUGCCACAGUCUGGUGGGCCUCCAUGGGCUUAAAUAGGUCAAAGGUGAUAAGUGUCCGUGGGGCCGGCUUGUGCUCGGCAGGGGCAGGGUUGGGCCGCUUCCUCUGCUCGUCCUUGCUGUCUUUUUUCCCGUCUUUCUUGACCUGAGCGUUGGCAGCGGGCUUAGGCGGUCCUGACUUGGCGUCCUCCCUGCUGAUGCACUUCAGUGGCGCCCCCAUCGCGCCACCGCCGUCCACCCUGUGGCCGCUUUUCUCUUUCUUGCCAAGCGAUGACUUGUGUUUGUCACGCAUCUCAUUGCGGUCCGGCCUGGAGUUGGAUGUUGCUGCUCCUGCCCCCCCUACCACCGCCACCCCGGCCCCGUGCUCCUUUUCCCUCUUGGAGUGGGACUUUUCAUCCCUUAGGAUUUUUCCGCCAUCAUCUUUCCUCGCCGCCAUGCCACCAUCUAUCUUUCCUUUCUCCUUAUCCCUGUCCCGCUCCUUCCCUUUGUGCUUCUUGUCCCGCUCCUUGUCUUUACUCCUGUCUUUCCUCUCCUCCUUCUCCCACCUUCCUUUGUCCUUCUUGAUGUUGCCACUGACGUCACCGUCUUUGGGACUUUUCUGUGUCAUCUUCUGCUGCCUCUCUUCCUCAUUGUUGUAGUUCUCCUUUUUGAUUGACAGAGGUGGCAAUUUUAAGAAAGCACUUUCCCCUGCAGAGUUCUCACUGCCUUUCUGUUGGCCUUCACUUUCCUCAUUCCUUUCCUCUUCCUCCUCCCGAGGCUUGGGCACCACCAUUAGUGUUUCGGUGUCUUCAUCCUUCUCCUUCUUGAUGGCCUUCAUCUCUGCUGCUGACUCUUCUUCUUUACAGGGCAGUGAUGGAGAUUGUGAGGGAAGCUCUUCUCUCCUCUCAGCCUCUUCCUCCAGCUGCUUCAUCACCGUCUGCAAGGUGUGGUCACAUUCUCUCUCGUCCUUCUCCUCCUGCUCCUCUUUGAUAUGGAGCGCGACAUCACUUGGCGCACGCUUCUCCUUUUCUUCAUCCUGCUGGUCAUGUUGGUGGUACUGUUUGAGUCGUAUAUGCCAGGCCAGACUGCAGACGGCCGACACCGUCUUGAACUGGUGCACCACUCCCCUGGGGAUGAAGUAGAUGUCAUCGUGGUAGAGCUGGAUGCGAGCGUAUCGGAUGCCUUCCCUCCUCAGCUGGUUCAGUUUGGCGUCAUCGAUCCACUGGACGCACUGGACAUGGCAAAAAAAAAAAUCCAUACAUUAAAGAAGUAACGACCACAAUGACCAGGGAGGGCCAAAGUGUCAAACUUUGUGGGAGUGAAACCCACCUGAGACAGCGGAGGUUCGUGGAGGUCCAGCUGCAGCCUCAUGACCACUUCUGGGAAAUCUCCGGCGUGAAAGCACACAACGUCUUUGGUGAUGCGUGCAGGUGUGUCGCUGCUGUAACACAAAGUCCCACUCAGUGUCUUUUACAUGACAACAGAAAUAAACAACUAGGCAGCUAUGUUUUGUAGCACAACACUACAAAACUUCCUUAUAGAGGACAGGAGAGGCCAACGGCAGAGAGUAGAGGAAGGCAUUUAUAAAAGAUAGAUCUUUAUUUGUUCUAUUGCAUUUGUCUUUGUUUCCCACCCAAAACAAUUAUUAAAAUGCUAUAUUGCAAUAUAUUAAAAGCUUGUAAAUACGCAAGUAUAUUUUCCACAAUGGUAUUUACUAUUACAAUACCAAUAAAAGUAUAUAAAAUGUAUACAUUUUCCACAAAAAUUAUGUAGAUAUUAAGUUAGCAAUAAAAUUAUAUAGAUAUCAAUAAAACCAUAAAUGUAAUUUCCACAAAGAAAUUUAAAUACUAAAAAUUCAUCUAAAUAUUCUAAUAUUUAUAUAUAAGAAACGUUAGUACAAUAAUACAAUAUCAAAAGUAAAAGGUAUAUUUUAAAAUACAGUGGAACCUCAGUUUUCUUUAUUAUAUUUGGUUAAACGAAAUCAGAAUGAAAACCACAGCAAUUUUUCCAAAAGGAAAUAAUGUAAAUCUAAUGAAUCAGUUCCAGACCAGGACACUAUUUGAUGAAACGUUAUUAAAUAGACAACUGUAUGCAAGAAAUACAUUAUUAGCAAAAAAAAAGCUGUGCUCACUCUUCUCCACAGCGUACGGCCUUCAGCACACCAACUGCCGCGGUUGUCUGUCUCUCAAAGCCCUGACCAAUGUGAUCGGCGUGAGCUCUCGUUCGGUCCUCGAACAGCAUCUCCCUCGGCUCGCUGGCUCUGGGCAGGUACUGCAGGUUCUUGAUCUCGUUUGUGGACCUGUGGUAGAAUUCUGAUCUUUGAGCUCUUGUAUGGAAUUUCGUCAAUUAGUGUAAUUGAAUGCUCAGCAAGUGAACCCACCUUUUCCUCUUGAAGGGGGAUUUAGGCAUGUCGGCCAUGGGGAUCAUCUGCUCACCAGGUCGAACCCACAUGAUGGGGCCGUCGUCGCUAUCUGUGGGGCUCUGAAGUCUCAGACUGGAGAAGGUUCCCCAUGGUAAAGUCCGCUGCAGAAACAACACGUGAGGAAUUAACUCAUUAAUUAUUGGUGUAUAUAUAUAUAGUGGUUCAUGUUCAUGGAUGGAUGUUAGUACCUCCAGAAAUGGAGAUUCCUCCAACAUGUUGAUGAACUCAGGGAAGUAGUCGCCAACCUCUUCAUCCACUGCUCCAACUAGACUGACUUGCCGCAUGGCGCCAGCCCGGUACGUUCCCUGGGAGUAUGUCCGCUUCACCUGCAGCAGAGGACAUGCCACACAUGUAAGCAGGCAGGCAGUUAUGGAAAUACAAUACAUACACAUUGUGUAUUUCUUAUUUUUCUGGUAUUUCUGUCCCACUCAAAUGUUUCAGAUCAAACAAAUUUAGAUAUUGGUCAAUAACACAACUGAACACAAAAUGCAGUUUUUAAGUGAAACAUUUUAUUAUGAAGGUAGAAGUGUGAAAAGUGAUUGUCUCCCGUACAGUGAGAGUAAACAGUAUUUGAUCCCUUGCUGAUUUUGCUAUUAAAAGACAUGAUCAUAUAUAGAGUGGCUGGCCUCACCCUAAGAGACAGGGUAAGGUCAGAGCACAGCCACUGCGCCUUCAGAGUGGAGCCAGUUGAGGUGGCUUGGGCAUCUAGUCCCCGGUGAGGUGUUGUAUGCCCACCUGGGAGGAGCCUUGUGGCAGACCUAGGACACGCUGGAGGGAUUAUGUCUCACAGCUGGCUUGGGAACGCCUUGCUGUCUUCCCGGUGGAAAUGUAAGGGGUGGCCGGGGACCAGGAAGUGUGGACUUCCCUAGUGAGUCUGCUCCCCCCCGUCACCCGGACAAGCGGAAGAAAAUCAGUGUGUGAAAGACCCAAAAAAAAAAAUCUCAAUUUAUAUUUUGCAGCCUAAUUUAACCAGAGUGUAAACAGCAAAUGUGGGGGAAAAAACUUUUUAGUGCAACAAAACAAGUAAAUGUGAUUUUAUUUUAUUUAAAGGCAUCUGACACUCAUUUGGAAAACAAUGUCAUAUCUAUCAAGUAUAUUCUACAAAUUAAUUAAGUAGAAACAUAAACAUUUAGUAUUACUUUGUCAUUCUUCAAUAAUUAGGGCGGAAUAAUACAUAAUUUUAGUAGCCAUCAUUUCACUCAUCGUAAGAUGAACACCCUGUUGUUGUCCAGGAAGAUGACUUUAACCUUCAGUUGCACAUCAGGUUAUAUAUAGCUUUUGAUGCGCUUGAGGUCCCUGGACUUCAGACCAGACUUUGGCAGGUUAAACCAGUUUUGUAAGCCUCAGAGCAUAUAGUAUUUGGUGUUGCUACUAAUUCCAUAUGUCGGAAUGCCUUUGUACUUCUGCAGAGCCGUUCUGGAUGCUGUGUCCAUCACUGAUUUGUUUGCCGUUGGAUAUAUACCUAGGGAAACCAGGCAUUUGCUGAAAGUGAUUUUGUACUAUAUGCCUCUGCUUCCAUCUUUGUAGUAGAACACAGUCCAUCCUGUUUUCACAUUCGGCUACCAGGUCUUGACAUUUCCUGGUAUAUGUGUUGGCUAGGUUUUCCUCAGAUGGGAACAACUACAGCACAACUACAAGGUUCUUAGUUGACUUUGAGUAGAUAUCAGGCAUUGAUUGACCGGUUCUGACAUUCAGAUUCUCCCUGAACCAGGAGAACUUUUAACUUUAACUGUUCGUUUGUGUUCAUCCAUUUCAACCAACGACAGUGUGACACUUGCUAGUGUAAUUGAGGACUUUGUUUAAGUUUAUGACGCGCUACGCCUGACUUUUCACCCCGUUUUUUUCUUUCAAUAAAUCAAUCAAUCAGGUAAGCAAACCAAUAAAUGACGUGGCUCUUAUGCCAGAAUUGAAGCAGCAAACAAAUGAUACUUUAUACUGUGAAUACGGUGGCAACUUCAAAUAUCCAGCGAACUAAUGCUGUGUACUUUACCUGACGUUAAUGCUAGCUUUAGCCAGGAAGUUGACCAGACCGUUGGUUACUGUAGUCACUUCAAUUGUUUAUCAUGGUGAAGUUAGUUGUUGGAUGUUGGAUAUUCAUCUCCGUCGCUGUUAAUUUCAAGUUGGCAGUUGGAUAUAUGGCUCCCUAGCAACAGUGAUAGCGCUGUUGUUGUGUAGAUCCCAGUCAUACUCGAGACAGUCAAAUUACUAUUGCAUUGAAGAGUUUUUUGAAGCGAUAGUCUAAAUCAAACCAUUGACUUCCUCCAUGCAGUUGUGUAGGAACUAACAUGGUUACGUACAUAUGGCUGUGGUAGUACUUGGUUCCUGUACGUUGUGCUGUCUACUUGUGUUCUGUGGCCAAUAGGUACAAAAGUUCAGGAUGUACAGGAGAGUGCCAUUUUGGUGGAUGCAUAGUUGGCACAGGCCUACGUUGGUCUUGCCACAUAGUUUGAAGGUGAUGGAAGCUGAUCAAGGAUGGCAUUGUUCUGGAAUGACAAAAGUUUGGUUGUCCACACAGAGAAGCCAUGAUGUGUCAGAUUACCUGACAGACUCCUCCCAUCUUAGUCAUAGUCCUUGUUUUCGCGCAGUCAUAAAGGUAGACUAGCAUGUCUUCAUUCACUUCACUGUCAAGAUUGGUGAGAGAUUUCCUGCGCUCUGACUUAGGUAAAUGAUCAGUUUCUAUUUUUUUCCUAAAUCCAAGGCCUGCUUGGUCAGUCUGACUGCCACAUUUCUUUCUUUCAACAAACAUGCAAGUCAUCUCUGGUAUUACGAUGGUUUCUGGUUUCUGGUGUCAGCUGUUUUUAGUAGGUUGGCCAUCCGUCUGAUGCAGUCAUCUUUCAAUUCUGCAGAGAACAUCUUUCCAAGGAGUCUGAUUGGCUGACUAUGGAUACAUGCAAUCUGUUGUCCAUUCAUUUUUAGAUGAUUUCUUUAUGAGCUGUAUACUGUGUCUGUGACCUUGACACCACUACUCUGCAUUGGGAGCCACUUUCUUCAUUGCUUGGGAUUAGCAUUUUGCUGGUUUUGCCUUCAUACAAAACCUGUUAGCCACAAUUCCAUAUUCAUUCUGAAAGUCUUGCCGAGUGGUUACACUUUGCUUGCCAUUCUAGUAUUUCCGAAAGGGCAUCUGUGUGUUCAACACAUCCUGGUGUAACAAUCACACAUUGUCCUAGCUACAACGCACUGUAAGCAGGCUGCGGGAGGACCAAAUAUCAGCUGGGAGAAAAAUACACAAACAUGAUAAUCCCUCCCAGACGGACGUAUUAACCCCCCACCACCCACCAACAAGAAGCGAAAUGUAACAAGACUGCUCAAACCAUGCAGCGCCAAAAGAGCCAGUUUGAAGUAAAACCCGAAGUUCUGUUCACAAACAUAAGCAUCCACUUGGUGCUGGGUAAUGAAAAAUAUAUAUUUAGGGUUCUAAUUCAUAAGUUUGUCACUGUAGAACAGGGGUGGGCAAACUACGGCCUGGCUGUUCUUUCCAAAGUAUUUAAUUUAAACUUAACAUACAACCUGGCAUCAUGGCUUCAGCCAACCUUUGGAUGGUUUAAGUAGCCGUUUUAUCAAUUUUGUUAUUUGAUGUAGUCUGUUGUUUACAAAGUGCUCCUGGGAAAAAAAGGGACACAAGCACGUAUAGCAGAUUGCAUGACACUUGUUACUGUUACGUGUAAAAUAUAUAGUCUGGCCCCCCGUCAAUUUUGUUAAAUCAAUGCAAGUCAAAAAGUUUGCCCACCCCUGCUGUAGAAUAAACACCAACAGCCAUAUAUCCCAGGUUGGGGUUAUAACGUCACUCCUUUCUCGGCCAAAUGUGCAGCACCUCGCAAGCUAUCACCCCGGGGGUUCAAAAUGAUCAUGAAAAGUGACCAAAAAUCGCAGAACCACACGGUGGGACCCAUUGAAUGACCUGCAGAGAGCUGGGACCAAAGUAACAAAGGCUACCAUCAGUAACUUAGCCACCAUGUACUCAAAUCCUACAGUGCCAGAUGUGUCCCCCUGCUUAAACCAGUACAUGUCCAGGCUCGUCUGACGUCCUGGAGUGGCCUAGCCAGUCUCCAGAUCUCAACCCCAUAGAAACUCUUAGGAGGGAGUUGAAAGUGUUGCCCAGCGAUAGCGCCAAAACAUCACUGCUCUAGAGGAGAUCUGCAUAGAGGAAUGGGGAAAAAUGUGUAAGUGUGUAAAAAAAAAAAAAAAAAAAACGUGUGAAGACUUACAUAAAACCUUUGACUUUUGUCAUUAUAACAAAGUAUUGAGAUUAAGUUUUAUUAUUGACCAAAUACUUAUUUUGCACUAUAAUUUGCAAAUACAUUUCUUUACAAAUCAGUGAUUUUCUGGAUAUUUUUUCCCCUAAUUUUGUCUCUCAUAGUGGAGGUAUACCUGUGAUGAGAGUGGGGACCGCUGUCAUCUAUUAAGUGGGAGAACGUGCACAAUUGGUGUCUGGCUAAAUACUUUUGCACCACUGUGUAUAUGUUAUACACAGUACAUAAUAAAUACAGAGAGAUGAUAUACUGUAUGAUAUAAACAACCUGCAAAAGUUAUUACACAUGACAUAUUACACAAAGUUUUCUUCUAGCUGAGUAUCAGAUAUGUGCUUAUACAUCACUGCUCAAUUAUGGAACUAUAUGGCUAAGUUAUUUUUAUAUGCUGCAACUUAAAUGAUGAAUGAGAAAUGAUACCAGCUCCAAUUCAUUACUUAUAUAUGGUGGAGAUAGUGACUUCCUAAAAAGAGAAGACACAACCUCUCUCUCUCACUCUCUUCAGCCACACAUGCACACAUUUCCAGCUGAACAUUUUUAUAGCCUAAGCUUGCAUUCAAACUGCAGUGAGUGUUUGAGGACCAAGCAGGAGGAGGGGGGUAAAACUGCUGACACAUGUUGAGGCGAGGGGGCGGGAGGUGAAGAAACAACAUUUCAGAAUGCUGCUAAAGCUGGAACUGAUGAUGAGAAUGAUGCGAGAAUGAAGUAACCUGCAGUAUUUAACUGAGGAAGAAAAUGCAACAAUGCUAUGAAGCAGGAUAAACACUAAUCAGACACUUCAUUUAAGUGUACUAGAGAGAUUAAACGGGACAAGACAAUUUCUCGCUCCGAAUAAACCUGUCUCACAAUAAUAAAAUGAAUCACUUGAUAAAUGAUGCCCUCUUUCGUUUUGCCAGCCUCCAUACACUGCCUUGGACACGAGUCUGUUUUCAACGUCUCUCGCCUUGAACACACUGGUAGUCCCGCAAAGCACAUUACACAUUAUUGAUGCUAAAAUGCUAAAGCGACUUACCAUUGAGAGAUGUCUUGAAGUAACCUUGUCUUGAGACACUUCGGGCUGUACACAUCGGAUUCGGGAUCUAACAUGGCUGUAUGUUAAAUGCGGACAUUUUAAAAAGAUAAAUCGCCAUUUAUCAACUCCUCUAAAGUUAACGGCGCAAACAGUGCAAUAUUAAGGGUUGUAAAUGCAAUAUACUAAGUUCUAUGUGAAGUAUUUCCAUGAUGCCUCAUAUUAACUCACUUUAACUCAAAAUCUCAGUGUAUAGACUGGUCAUAUAUCUCAUCUCUCAUCUGCAUACUGUAUUUGUAUAUACAGUGAAGAAAAUAAGUAU